Molecule: messenger RNA, 1202 nt
Organism: Rhodofomes roseus
Lineage: Eukaryota; Fungi; Basidiomycota; Agaricomycetes; Polyporales; Fomitopsidaceae
Exons: 21
Coding region: 207-1169 (320 amino acids)
Source: RefSeq, a predicted model, not a curated record
GACUGUUGGUAAUUACAGAAGACAGGCCGGGCGGCGGCACAGCACACGGAUCGGUCAAAAUCCAGAUCCGAUGCUGCGCGCCUUUUCGAUGAGGGGCUCAUCGUUAUGGAGUCAGAGCAUCCGCAUAGGUACAGAGCCAGUGGACUGCCUCAGAUUUCUUCGCUACAUCAGGGCCGCCCUAUCUCAUCUCCUGGCAAGUAUACGUCAUGAGUUCUCCGCCGGCGUUAGAUGGCCUUCUCGGGGCAACCUUCAUUGGAAUCAUCCUGUCCACGAUCAUCUACGGAGUUACAUGUAUGCAAGUUUAUUCCUACUAUACUCAGCACUCUCGCCGAGACGGCCGUGGCAUAAAAAUAUAUGUUGCAAUUCAGAUGGCUCUCGAUUCCUUACAUGUCGCACUCUUGGUUACUACCUAUUACUACUAUACAGUGACUCAUUUCGGCGACUACGUGAGACUUCAGGCGGAUACUUGGAGUUUAUCGGUACAAAGCACGGUUGGGGGUGCUCUGAGUUCAAUGGCUCAGCUUUUUUUCGCGUAUCGCCUAUACAAAUUCAACAACAAGAACUUGUGGUUACCGAUUACAAUUUGUAGCUUCUCAAUCGCGCAACUUGGUUGCUCGUUCGCAUACACAGUUGUGGGAUACAACAACCAUUACUUUGACUCGUCUCCAAAAGCGACGGCAUACGUUGCCGCAGCACUCGUUGCUGACAUCGUCUGCGAUUCAAUGAUCGCAGCGAGUACAAUUUAUAUCCUCCAUAUGGGACGCACCGGGUUCUCGAAGACCAACAGGGUAAUCAACCUACUGAUAGCAUAUGCGUUGAACACCUGCCUUUUGACAACCGUUUUCACAGCGAUAUGCCUCAUCAUCUGGUAUACCUCGACGGACACGCUGAUUUAUAGUAUAUUCUACUUCAUUCUCGUUCGACUGUACUCCUGCUCCAUAGUAUCAACCUUGAACACGAGAGACGGGAUGAAACACUUUCUGGACUCCGGCUCUCACGAACUGUUUAACAUUCGCCCCGCCACUGCAGUAACGCCGGAUGAAGGUUCUUCCGGGCAGCUAGCUCGAAGCAAGGGUUGGGUGGCUCCUCAACCUUUGACCAUUGAUACGAGGACGGAUGAUAUUGUCAGGGACACCAUGGACGAAGACAAGACCAAAGCACUGGCUUGAUUAUUCUGAUUAUAUUUGUGUCCAUGAACUGCG